Molecule: messenger RNA, 1117 nt
Organism: Sceloporus undulatus (fence lizard)
Lineage: Eukaryota; Metazoa; Chordata; Lepidosauria; Squamata; Phrynosomatidae
Product: neurotrophin receptor-interacting factor homolog
Exons: 4
Coding region: 54-887 (277 amino acids)
Biological process (GO): regulation of DNA-templated transcription
Source: RefSeq, a predicted model, not a curated record
AGGAAUGAUUUUGAUUCUGUUUGUAGCUUUGUUGGAAUAAUAAAAAUACAUGGAUGAACCAGAUUGUUGAUCCUGAAGGAGGAAGAGGCCUUGAUGAGACAGUGAGGAAUUCUAGCAGAGGACAGGUCUCUGGUGAGGGCCUGGCCAGUUCAGACAUGCAGCACCAGCGCUUCAGCCAGUUCUCCUACAAAGACAGUGAUGGGCCCCGAGAGGUUUGCAGCCGACUCCACCAUCUCUGCCGUCAGUGGCUGAAGCCAGAGCGACACACAAAAAAUGAGAUCCUGGACCUGGUGAUCUUGGAGCAGUUCCUGAGCAUCUUGCCCCCAGAGAUGGGGAACUGGGUCAGGGAAUGUGGGGCAGAGACCUGCUCCCAGGCGGUGGCCCUGGCAGAGGGUUUCCUCUUGAGUCGGGCAGAGGCAGAGAAGGAGGAGAAAGAGCAGCAGGUCAAGAAUCUCUUGGUAGAAGUUCUGUCUGAAUUUCCUGUGGCUGAGAAGGCUCCAUUCGGCCCCAGGCAGAGUCCCCAGUGGAGGGCAAUCAAGAAGACAUGCGAUGGAGGGGUCCCAUAUCAAGGUGUGCAAACAUCCAAGAUAAUCUUCAAACAUAGGGAGAGAGGAGAACAUACAAUGAAUUCCUACUCCAUGGAAGAAAAUGCAGGAGAGAAGACCUUGGAACAGGUGACCUUUGAAGAUAUCACUGUGUACUUCACAAAGGAGGAGUGGGAACUGUUGGAUCGGAACCAGAGAUUUUUGUAUACUGAGGUGAUGAUGGAAAACUAUAAGAAUAUGUCCUACCUGGGUAAGGGACUUGAACCCCUUGCCCUUUGUGUAGAGAUGGAUGGUCCUUUCAUACUACAUUGUCAUAGCUCCAAAAGUGCUCAGAAACUUUAGUUGGCCCAAAGACCUGAAGCCAGGUUGUUAACUGGAGCUGGCUGCAGGAAGCAUACAACUCCCUUUAUUGUGACAUUGGGUGCCAGUCUGGUUCUGGGCAUAAUUCAAAGGGCUGAUUUUGACCUAUAAAACCCUACGCAGCUUGGGUCCAGGUGAUUUGAAGGACCGUAUCCCUCUUUACAAGCCCCCUGUAGUGUUGAGAUCAUUGGGAGAGGCCCUUCUCUCUGUUC